AUGAUGGUUGAAAAUGAAGUAUCACCAGAAACAAAGUUACAGACACAAGAUUAUGUAGAUGGGGCUCCUCAAAUUGAUUCAUUUUAUAACAAAGAAGGUUUACUAAUUAGGACAUAUUCUUGGAUAGUUAAGAAUGCAAUAGGUAUUUUGAUAUUGAUUCAUGGUUUGAAUUCUCAUAUGAGAUUACAAUAUUUAAGACAGAAUGCUGAAAUAGUGAGUAAUGAUAAAGCUAUAUUAAAAGAUGAAAAUAAUUAUUAUGUAUAUAAAGACAGUUGGAUAGAGAAUUUAAAUAAUAAUGGAUAUUCAGUAUAUGGAUUGGAUUUACAAGGUCAUGGAGAAUCUGAAGGAUGGGAAAAUUUAAAAACUAAUAUAAAAGAAUUUGAUGAUUUAGUAUAUGAUGUUAUACAAUAUUUGAAUAAAAUUCAAGAUAUAGUAUGUUUAGAAAGUGGUGAAUAUUGUAGAAUAAGAGAAGAAGAAAAUAUGAUGAUGGAAUCCUAUGUGAACAGAGAAAAAAAGAUACCAAUAUAUAUCAUGGGAAUAUCAAUGGGUGGAAAUAUUGUUUUAAGGCUAUUAGAAUUAUUAGGUAAAUCAAAAGAUCUUAAUAAUAAUUUACAUAUUAAUGGAUGUAUUACAUUAUCAAGUAUGAUAUCAAUUGAUAAGUUAGUUUCAACAAAUUCUUUUAAAUAUAAGCAUAUAUAUUUACCUUUGACCAAAUUUUUAUCAACUCAUUUUCCGAAAAGAAGACUUAUAAAAAGAUUUAAAUUUUCAAAACAUCCUUAUGUAAAUGAUCUUAUAUUAUUUGAUAAAAUCAGAUUUCACAAAUGGAUAACAUGUAGAUUUGGAUAUGAAAUAAUAAAAGCUAUCGAUAAUUUAAAAAUAGAUAUGGAAUAUAUACCAAGGGAUAUUCCUAUAUUAUUUAUUCAUUCUAAAGAUGAUUGUGUCUGCUACUAUACAGGAGUAGAAAACUUUUAUAGGGAAAUGAUUAAUUAUCGUAAGGAAUUCAUUACCUUAUAUGAUAUGGAUCACAUGAUAACAAUGGAACCUGGAAACGAGUAUGUUAUAGGUAAAAUAAUUGAAUGGCUUUUAAAAUUGUAA
Messenger RNA from Plasmodium adleri (nom. inval.), 1095 nucleotides. RefSeq names its product lysophospholipase,putative. The record is from RefSeq and is a predicted model, not a curated record. Gene Ontology annotation, molecular function: lipase activity. Gene Ontology annotation, cellular component: membrane. The transcript has a single exon. Bases 1 to 1095 code for a protein of 364 amino acids. NCBI's taxonomy places the organism in Eukaryota, Apicomplexa, Aconoidasida, Haemosporida, Plasmodiidae.